Messenger RNA from Nerophis lumbriciformis (worm pipefish), 876 nucleotides. NCBI's taxonomy places the organism in Eukaryota, Metazoa, Chordata, Actinopteri, Syngnathiformes, Syngnathidae. The record is from RefSeq and is a predicted model, not a curated record.
AUGUCCCACCGGCGGGAGGCCCCCGCGACGACCCAGAACACGCUGGGGAGACUGUCUCUUGAUACUGGUACGACGUCCAGUUCAGCUUCUUCAUUGAGUCUUUCCGCCCCUCACUUUUACUGGACCUGUCCAGAAGGCGCAACCUUCAAACCAGUCUGUGCCGAGACCGGGGCCCCAUCGGGCUCCUCUGACAUCUUAAAACACGCCUGGCUUUUCACACCGCAUAGCGACCAACACUGCAUGCCGGUGGGCCCGCGUCACAUGACAUACGGUCAUUCGCACGGAAACCACAGCUUUCCCCCAGGGGUCAGAUUUGGAUAUUCGCACAACAACUUCUGGAUGGUUAUGCAGAACGUGACAAUUGCCGACCAGGGGCGAUACUGCUGUAUCGUCCGUGACUUCCACAAGGACCAUCAGCACACGAGCCUUGCACAAAGUUCCCACAGUCAUGUUAUACUCCACGUUACACCACGAAGGAACUGGUCUCAAGAAUGUUCAUUUACCGAGUCUUCGCUACCUGGAGGGGCUGUGCCAGUGGCUUUAGCCAUAGCAGCCUGCAUCCUGGCUCUACUUUCGCUGCCUGUUAUCUUGCUACUUGUCUACAGACAGAGGCAGAGCAGCCAUUCCAACAGACGUGCACAAGAGCUGGUGAGGAUGGACAGUGAAGCUCAGGGCCAUGAGAACCCAGUGUUUCAAAAGGAAUCACCACGAGUGAAGACCCGCACCGUUGCUCAGAUUAUGACAAGGCAGUCCUCGGGGACAGGCCAUCAUCUGUUAUCCGAGCCGGGAACCCCUAUGACUCCUUCGGCUCAAGGGGAUGUUUUCUUUCCGUUAGAAGAUACCAUCCCCGAGUCUCCAGACACCCUCCUGUUUUAA